CACCGUUCACUCUACCUCGUAUAACAUAGAUUCCCUCUCUCUCUCUCUCUCUCAACAAAAGCACACCCUUUUACACAGCUAGCUUUCCUUUUACUAAUUGACUAAGUGUAAACACGCCUUUCGAUACUAACAUCAAGAAUGGCCGACGACAGUCCCACUACCGCCUCACCUCCGCCGGAAAUGGCUAGUGAGCAGCCCAUUUUGUCUCACCCUCCACCAUCACCUCCGCCACCUGGUUCUGUAACAGAGAAGGAAACCCCAUUUUCACCACCAUCCACCACUACCAUAGGUCAGGUUAUUGAACAACCAGAAAAAUCCAUAUCCAAUGAACCCACCAAAACCCCUGAACACAUGCCUUCUUUCAAGGAAGAAAGCAACCAAAUCAAAGAUCUUUCAGCUUCAGAAAAAAAAUCACUUGAUGACUUCAAACACAUUCUCCAAGAAGCCAUAACCAAGAAAGAGUUUACCUUUUUGACUAAACCAGAAGAACCCAUUUCAGAAAUCACUUCACCUCCUGAAGAAAUUUCAAUUUGGGGCAUACCCCUUUUGAAAGAUGAAAGAACUGAUGUUAUUUUGCUCAAGUUCUUGAGAGCUAGAGACUUCAAAGUCAAAGAUUCUUUCACAAUGCUCAAAGACACACUCCAAUGGAGACAAACAUUCAACAUUGAUUCUUUACUUGACGAAAACUUAGGAGAUGAUCUUGAAAAAGUUGUGUUUAUGCAUGGAUUCGAUAAAGAAGGACACCCUGUUUGUUAUAAUGUAUACGGCGAGUUUCAGAACAAAGAAUUGUAUCAGAAAACUUUUUCCGAUGGAGAAACGAGGCUGAAGUUCUUGAGAUGGAGGAUUCAGUUUCUUGAAAGGAGUAUAAGAAAGCUAGAUUUCACCCCUGGCGGUGUAAACACCAUUUUCCAGAUCAACGACCUGAAAAACUCUCCGGGACCGGCCAAGACGGAGCUCCGGCUAGCCACCACUCAAGCUCUGCACCUCCUGCAGGACAACUACCCUGAAUUUGUAGCAAAACAGGUUUUCAUCAAUGCUCCAUGGUGGUAUUUAGCUUUCUAUACAAUGAUCAGUCCAUUCAUGACUCAAAGAACCAAGAGCAAGUUCGUAUUCGCAAGCUCUGCAAAAACCCCCGAAACCCUUUUCAAAUACGUGACUCCCGAGCAUGUUCCAAUUCAAUACGGUGGGUUGAGCUUAGAUUACUGUGAUUGCAAUCCGGAAUUCACCAUUGAUGAUCCAGCUUCAGUGGUUACAGUUAAACCUGCAACUAAGCAAACUGUGGAGAUUAUAGUCAACGAGAAAUGCGUAUUUGUCUGGGAGCUACGUGUAGUUGGUUGGGAAGUGAGCUAUGGUGCUGAGUUUGUACCCAAUAACGAAGAUCUUUACACCAUAAUCAUACAGAAGGCGAAGAAGAUGACUCAAAGUGAUGAACCUGUGAUUAGUCACAGCUUCAAGAUCAGUGAGAUUGGUAGGAUACUUCUUACUAUUGACAACUCGACUUCAAAGAAGAAAACAUUGCUCUAUAGGUUCAAGGUCACUCCUUUUUCAGAAUGAAGAACUUACAGAAGAUGAAUCUGUUCUUGUUGUCUAGGAUUUGGAUAUGAGUCUUUAUUUAUAUUAUAGAUAUAUUUCUUUUAUGGUAAUUUGAAGGCGUGAACUUGAUUUCAUCUUUGUUGCUUGUAACUUGUAAGUGUGUGAACGACAAUCAGUUUUAAUUUGGAUUGGUUAUGGUAGAG
Messenger RNA from Lactuca virosa, 1736 nucleotides. The record is from the annotation of a GenBank genome assembly. Lineage: Eukaryota; Viridiplantae; Streptophyta; Magnoliopsida; Asterales; Asteraceae.